UUAAGAGUUUGGUUUCGGGGAGUCCGGCGAGAAACACAACAGUUACAUGGCAGCCUCCGACCGAACUGAAUCGAAGUGGCUAGCGUUCUCCUUAACAUUGGCCGUCGCCACUAUCUCCUCCGCCGUUGCCGUCUCGGUGUAUUUUUGCAGAAGAAACUCGAGAUUCGAUGGGAAGGAGAAGGUUCGAGAGCUGGAGAAAGCUCUCAAGUCGAGCUUGGAAAAGUGUGCUUCUGAGAGGCAAGGUCGCAUCAGGGCCCAGCAGGCUUUGAGAGAAACACUAGUCAAAAAUAAUUCUGAGAAUUUGCAGUUGAAUUCUUAUCCCAUGGCACCUAUUGGCGUGGUCCGGUCGUGUUACUCUACUAGGAAUGGGACACCUAGGCAACCUUUACUUGUACCUCUUGCUCGGGCACAGUUGCUAUUUUAUCCAACUCAUGUUCCUCCGGCAUCUCUUGAGGGCCUUGAAGAAUAUUCUCAUUGCUGGAUUAUUUAUGUCUUUCAUUUAAACACUGAUCUUGAAAAGCUAUGGAAGGAUCCAUCUAACUCAAAAUUUAAGGCAAAGGUGAGAGUACCAAGAUUGAAAGGCAGAAGGAUGGGAGUAUUUGCUACAAGAUCUCCACAUCGCCCAUGUCCCAUCGGUCUUACAGUUGCAAAGGUGGAGGCUAUCCAAGAACAUAUGGUUCUAGUUUCGGGUGCGGAUCUGGUUGAUGGAACACCUGUCCUGGAUAUCAAACCAUAUUUGCCAUACAGUGACUGCAUCCAAGAAGCAACAGUGCCGGCAUGGGUAAAGGCAGACAAUUUGUUAACUGUAACUUCUGUGGACUUCUCUGAGGAUUUCACAACUGCUCUAGCCGAUUGUUGGACAAAACUGGGAAAGAAGUCGCUCUAUGCAUCCCCUGAUGAAUUUCAAAGCUUGAUCAAGCAGGUGCUUUCCUGGGAUAUUCGAUCAAUAUCCCAGCGUAGUCGACCACAUAAUUCCCUUGUGAACACAGAAAAUGGUACAAAAAUUGGCGCUAACUCUUUGGAUCUUGGCAAUGAUGGAGAUGAGGGAGCUGCCAACAGUGGAAAUGAGGAGGCUUCUUCAGGUGACAUUAUUUAUCAUCUGGUUUUAGAAGGCAUAGAUGUUUCAUACAGCAUUGAUUCUGAUGGCAAUGUUCUUGUUAAGAAUGCCAAACUUCAACCCCUCCCAAGUAGUUCUGGAAACAGUGCAAAUUCAUGACGGGAGAGCUAAGCAUUAUUAUUUUUUAGCUUCAGGGGCUGUCGCAAUGCACAAGGCUCUUGGCUUUCCAAUAGUUAGGAAAGGGCUAUAUUUGUAUGCAUGUUCCUCAAAACGCAUGACUUUUCGAUCACAAAGGAGCUACUUGACCUAUU
Messenger RNA from Diospyros lotus (date-plum), 1368 nucleotides. RefSeq lists its product as uncharacterized. The transcript has 9 exons. NCBI's taxonomy places the organism in Eukaryota, Viridiplantae, Streptophyta, Magnoliopsida, Ericales, Ebenaceae. The coding region runs from base 47 to 1216 and encodes 389 amino acids. The record is from RefSeq and is a predicted model, not a curated record.